UUCGAACAAUAGUCAAAACAUGAAAUCUUUUCAUAUUCUAUUAUAGAUGCCAUCUACAAUAGUACAUGAGAAGUGAAUUGCGUUAAUUUGAUAUACAUGAAACAAAUGUCAGCCUUUCAUUCACAUCUGCUACAUUAAUCAUUAAGUUGUUGAACAUUUAAGGCGAAAAGUUCGAACACCCCUAUUGGAAACCACAAGAGAAAGCAUAACUCACACAAGCAUCUCAGCUAGUUCACCCGUUCGACUAGUGUUGGUAUACUUGAUGGAAUGGAUUGCUCAUCCUUUUCUAACACUGAAAAUAUCAUAGUUGUGCAACAGAGCUGGGAAAUGGGAUUUCUCAAAAUGUUCAUCGAUAUUCAUCAGCUGAUUUGCAUUGCCCAGCGAGUUUUAACAAGCAUGAUUGAACUGUUCUAAAUUCUCACUAUCCUUGUCCAGACGAAGUAUAGAAAUUAUUGUUUAUUUUAAAUCAGACACGUGCGAAUGAUCGUUGGAUAUAAUUAUAAUAAAUAAUGUUGUUGAAAAUAUAAUCUAAAUCACUACAACUUUAAAUGGCUUCAACACUCUGGAUUCACUGCAAUUUGUGUUACUAUUUAUUCUAUCGGAAGGAUCGCAAAUUUUACCAGCUUUCUUGUCUCCAUGUGUUUUGUAAGGAUUGCAUGGCUCAAAGCAAUCGCGGAACGAUUUGCCCUGUAUGCAAAAGGCAAGGGAUUAAAUUUGUAGAAAUAUGCAAUGCGAUGGAUAAUAAAGUCAAAACUCUCUAUGCUCCAAAUACUUCAAAGUCUAUAGAGCUAGCUUCUACUUCCAUAAAUUUCCAGAAAAAGCAAAAACAACAUCUCAUUUCUCAGCUGAUUGCAACCGUAAGAACUAUUUUAAUGUCACCGUCAAUAUUCAAUAAUAUGACUUCAAUUACGCAAUACCUUAAGGAAGAAAAACUUGAAAAAACCGAACAAUUUGAACAAAUAUUGCGGCAGAAGAUCUACGAAUAUCAACAAAAAUAUAUCAAAGUGCGUGCGCAACGGCGCAGUAUGCAAGAUGCGCUUCGGAAACAAGUUGAUUCAUCCCCGGAGAUCACACCGAAACUACAAAGAGAUCGUAACAAGCGUCAAACGGACUUUUUCGAGAGCAACUCGGAAAGCAUAAACAGUGACAGAUCUAAGAGAACUUCCAGCAGUCGCAAUUCUUCCGAUUCAUUUCUGAAUUUAAAGGGAGUUUCAACGUCUUCAGAGUCAAUACACUCAGUAAAUUUUGGCACCACACCUUCCAGUGGCCCUUAUUCUGCAGGUGGGAUAAGUGAUCUCUUUUACGGGAUGAAAAUUGGACACAGAUAGACAAAUUAUAGCAGACUCUCAUUCCUUGUAAUUAAAAUAUUAAUUCAACAGAUAUUA
Messenger RNA from Malaya genurostris, 1385 nucleotides. RefSeq names its product RING finger protein vilya (gene vilya). The record is from RefSeq and is a predicted model, not a curated record. Bases 549 to 1328 code for a protein of 259 amino acids. Gene Ontology annotation, biological process: homologous chromosome pairing at meiosis; protein sumoylation; reciprocal meiotic recombination. Gene Ontology annotation, cellular component: synaptonemal complex. Gene Ontology annotation, molecular function: SUMO transferase activity. NCBI's taxonomy places the organism in Eukaryota, Metazoa, Arthropoda, Insecta, Diptera, Culicidae. The transcript is spliced from 5 exons.